CAGAGGGUGGGGCAAAGGCUUAAAUAGCUGUACAUGGUGGCAUUCAGGGUAUUGCAGUGAAAAAACGAGACACACUAUCAAAUGGAGCUGAAAAUACAAAAUGUCAACCUGGAACUACCCGAGAACCUGCAGAGGCACCGGACAACGGGCUUCAGCAGCUCCAGGGUACUGGUGGUGCGGAGAGGAACCCCUUUCAGGGUCACUUUGCAGCUGGCGGGCCGACCCUUCAACCCCCAGACCGACUCCCUGAGGAUCAAAGUCAUGAUAGGCCACCUCUACGUGGUACUCCCAGUCACAUUUUCCAAGAGGGAAUUGUCCUCUCAGUGGAAGGCCUUCAUUGACCCUGAGGACUUCAACCUCUGGAGACCCUCCUUCUUCAUCACGUCUCCCACCUCUGCCUCAGUGGGCAACUAUACAUUCCAAGUGUCUGUGUUCACUCAGAACAGCCAGAGGAUCUGUGCACUUGGAAAGUUCACCCUGCUGUGUAACCCCUGGUGUUCUGAGGAUGCCGUUUAUAUUCCAUUUGAGGACCAGAGACAAGAAUACGUCCAGAGUGACUCUGGCUUGCUGUUCAUGGGGACGUGUAUGAACGUUGUGUCAAGACCGUGGUCCUUUGAUCAGUAUGAGCCAAGUGUUCUGGAGGCAUGCCUGAAUCUGCUCCAAAUCAGCCCUCAGCACCAAAAGAACAAAAGAAUGGACUACAUGAACCGAAGCAAUCCUGUUUACAUCAGUCGGGUCGUCUCUGCCAUGAUCAACUGUGAAGAUGAUCGCGGAGUGCUGAAAGGAAACUGGUCAGGUGACUUCAAGCAAGGCAUCAAUCCCUCCAUGUGGACUGGGAGUGGGGACAUCUUGGAGCAGUGGGCCCGAUCCGGUUUCAGCCCAGUCAAGUAUGGGCAGUGCUGGGUGUAUGCUGCCGUCAUGUGCACAGUUAUGAGGGUUCUUGGCAUUCCUUGCCGUGUCGUCACAAACUUCAACUCUGCUCACGACACGAAUGAAAACCUGGUGAUCGAGGAGUACUACAGCGAAACGGGACAGAAGCUGAACCUCAGCAGAGACAGCAUAUGGAAUUUCCAUGUCUGGGUGGAGUGCUGGAUGUCUCGCAAUGAUCUGGGAACCGGGAUGGAUGGCUGGCAAGUUCUGGACCCGACUCCCCAAGAGAGGAGCGGAGGAGUGUUCUGCUGCGGCCCAGCUCCGGUCAAAGCCAUCAGGAAUCGGCGAAUCGACCUGUUUUAUGACAUCCCAUUCGUCUAUGCUGAGGUGAACGCCGACAUCCACACUAUCAUCCUGAGCCGGGCUCAGAGUGAGGUGGUCAGCGUCAGCAAAGACACAGAGAGGGUCGGAGCACUCAUCUGCACCAAAGCCAUUGGCUUACCCAGAUUGCAGAACAUCACAGGAGACUACAAACACGUAAAAAGCCCGACUUCGACAAUUACAUCAAGAACCUCCACAAUUUCAGAUGACUCAGCCUUCAGCAGAGGCAAGCCCAAAGGAGUGUUGGUAUUCCUGGCCCUGGAUAAAUCUCCCAUAGCCGGAGAGCCCGUCAGCUUCUUUGUUAAACUCGUCAACAAGCAAAGUGUAGCCAAGAUGGUAAAGGUGCAUCUCAACGCCCAGGCCAAAGAAUACAACCACGGCCCCUCAGACACCUUCUGGGAAAAACAUGGUGUCAUUGAGCUGGCACCCAGGGAAGUCAAGGUGCUGCAUGAGCAGAUCCUCCCAGGCCAGUAUGAGGAUGUGGUGGGUGAUGACCUGAUCAACCUUGCGGUCGUCGCGGUGGAUCCAACCAGUCAGGACCGGGUCUUGGCCUCAGAAGAAUUCAACAUUGCCGCCCCACAACUGAACAUACAGAUUGCAGAUGAAGGCUCGGUCAUGCCAAACAAAGAGCAGACAGCCACAGUGACCUUCACCAACCCAUUUUCUCACCCAGUGAGUGGAGUCCUGGCAGUGGCCGGGGCCAGUCUCAUGCACAGCAAAGCUUACUUCAGGAUGCUUCCACUGCAUCCAGGAGGAACCGUGGUGCAGCAAAUCACGUUCACCCCCAGCAUGUUGGGCAAUAAGAUGCUGCAGGCAAGCCUGUCCCUCACGAACAUUAAUGUCACUGUCACAGGCUUUAAGAUGGUCUCUGUCAGGAGUGCUUAACUCCUGCAGCCAUUGUCAUGUUUAUCUGUUAGUGUGUGUUAUGUGCAUGUGAAUGUAAAUGUUAUUUAUUUGAGUAUUUAUUUUGCUAUUUAUAUGCCCAAACCUGUGCCGUCAACAUUCCUACCUGAAAAUCUUCUUACUUGAAAUUGUAAAAAUUGUAAACCUGCAAUUUUUCUGGAUUGUUUUACUUUUUGCUUUGGGUGGAAAAUAAAGAUUAUUUGUUACUGCA
This is a messenger RNA of Mugil cephalus (flathead mullet), 2365 nucleotides long. RefSeq names its product transglutaminase 5, like (gene tgm5l). The record is from RefSeq and is a predicted model, not a curated record. The transcript has 14 exons. Lineage: Eukaryota; Metazoa; Chordata; Actinopteri; Mugiliformes; Mugilidae. The coding region runs from base 82 to 2136 and encodes 684 amino acids. Gene Ontology annotation, molecular function: protein-glutamine gamma-glutamyltransferase activity. Gene Ontology annotation, biological process: peptide cross-linking.